Megalops cyprinoides (Indo-Pacific tarpon) is the source of this 858-nucleotide messenger RNA. Its product is annotated as elastase-1-like. The record is from RefSeq and is a predicted model, not a curated record. Gene Ontology annotation, molecular function: serine-type endopeptidase activity. Lineage: Eukaryota; Metazoa; Chordata; Actinopteri; Elopiformes; Megalopidae. Gene Ontology annotation, biological process: proteolysis. Bases 1 to 858 code for a protein of 285 amino acids. The transcript has 7 exons.
AUGAUACGGUUUGUGGCUCUUUUGUCCUGCAUUGGGGUGAUCUAUGGUCGGGCACCCCUCAAUCAUGCAGUGCAUAAUGAGAGACGGACAGAGCGGGUCGUCGGUGGCUGGGAUGCUCCACCAAACACCUGGAGAUGGCAGGUCUCACUGCAAUAUGACUCGUAUAAUUCUAAUGACUACUACCACAUCUGUGGCGGGACUAUCAUUGCUGCGUACUACAUCAUGACUGCUGCACACUGCAUACUCAGCCCUGAGGCCAGAUAUUACCGCGUGGUCACAGGAGAGUACAACCUCUACGAGUACGAUGGCAGUGAGCAGUUUAAAGCUGUGGAAAAAAUCAUUAUCCAUCCUGGCUGGACAGGGGACCUUGGCAAUGGAAAUGAUAUCGCCGUGCUGAAGCUGAAGACUCCAGUUUACGACAAUGGUUACAUCCAAAUUGCUGACCUGCCAUACCCUGGCCAGGUCCUGCCCCACGAUUUCACCUGCUAUCUGACUGGAUGGGGACUACUUGCGACUGGUGGAAGCACUCCCGCCAUCCUUCAGGAGGCCCCCAUCCCGGUGGUUGAGCACUCGGUGUGCUCUUCCUCUGCAUGGUGGGGUAGUCUGGCAAAGAAGACGAUGGUGUGUGCUGGAGGAGACGGGAAGACAGCCGGCUGCCAGGGUGACUCUGGGGGUCCCCUGAGCUGUUUAACUGACGGCGCCUGGCGGGUGCACGGUGUGGUCAGCUACGGCCCUGCUGCCAACUGUAACAUGGUCCGCAAACCCACAGUCUUCACCAGGGUGUCCUCCUUCAUAGAGUGGCUGUACAGCGUGAGUGUCAUCUCUCUUCAUCAGCAUGAUGGCAGUGCCUGUCUUUGA